Molecule: messenger RNA, 1260 nt
Organism: Condylura cristata (star-nosed mole)
Lineage: Eukaryota; Metazoa; Chordata; Mammalia; Eulipotyphla; Talpidae
Exons: 9
Coding region: 1-1260 (419 amino acids)
Source: RefSeq, a predicted model, not a curated record
AUGUCUGAAGUACAAGGAACGGUGGAGUUUUCUGUCGAGCUACAUAAGUUUUACAAUGUGGAUCUCUUUCAGAGAGGGUAUUACCAGAUCCGAAUGACCUUGAAGGUGUCCUCGAGAAUCCCCCACAGACUGAGCGCCUCCGUCGCGGGGCAGACAGGUGAUUCUGGGAGUGGAGACCGGCUGGCAGAGCAGCGGGGGAGUGUGUUGCAGGAGCACCUGGCCACAGAACACCACCUUGCCAAGGCCAGGUGGGACCUGGGGAACCUGGCUGUGGGGUUACUGACUUCAGAGGAGAGCGUGGGAACUGGCGUCCAGGAGGCGGCGAGCGCCCCUGAGCUUCGGACCCGGUCCGCGGUCAGCAAGGGAGGGCGUGGGCGAUGCCAGGAGCCAGAGGGCAGCCUGGGAAGCGGCAGUCUGGCCCCGUACAUGGCUGUCACCGCCAGCCCAGCGUCACGGGGAGGAGACGCCGCCCACCCGCGCCGGGCCCUCUGUGUGCAGCAGAGGGUGACGGCCGCGCCGAGCCGCUCAGGCUUGGGGCCCUCGCGGGUGGAAGAGGCCCUGAGUGAGGUCGAUUUCCAGCUCAAGGUGGACCUGCACUUCACGGACAGCGAGCAGCAGCUCAGGGACGUGGCCGGGGCGCCCAUGGUCAGCAGCCGCACGCUCGGCCUGCACUUGCACCCGCGGAGAGGCCUGCACCACCAGGUCCCGGUCAUGUUCGACUACUUCCACCUGUCCGUCAUCUCGGUGACCGUGCACGCGGCCCUGGUGGCCCUGCAGCAGCCCCUGGUCAGCUUCACUCGCCCGGGAAGAGGCUCCUGGCUCGGCAAAGGAGGCCCGGACGUGGGAGCGGAGCCGUCCAGCCUGACCCUGGAGAACCUGCUCUUCGGAGCUGGGUACUGCAAGCCGCCCUCCUCGGAGCUACGCAUUGUUCGGGGCGCUGAACUGGAUCUCUGGGAUCUCUGGGGUGUACUCGGCGUCCUCGGAGCAAAGGACAAGAGGGUUUUGGAUCCAGCAGGGACGCUACUGGCCCGAGGGGGCCUUGCUGACACCCGGAGCGGUCAUGCGCCCCCACUGCGGCCCCCCACCUGCCCCCACCUCCUCAUGAGGCGGCCGAGUCCCCUCCAGACUUCAGGCCCCCUGACCACAGCUGUGUCUGCCUUCCUGCUCACGCCCCUGCGCUGGGGGAGCCCCUGGCUCUCAGUGCGCCUCAUGUGGAUGGGCAUCAAGGUCAUCCCAGAACACCCUACCCUGAAGUAUUAG